Leptidea sinapis is the source of this 2067-nucleotide messenger RNA. RefSeq names its product BTB/POZ domain-containing protein 10 (gene mri). Gene Ontology annotation, biological process: positive regulation of phosphorylation. NCBI's taxonomy places the organism in Eukaryota, Metazoa, Arthropoda, Insecta, Lepidoptera, Pieridae. The transcript has 4 exons. Gene Ontology annotation, cellular component: cytoplasm. The coding region runs from base 184 to 1323 and encodes 379 amino acids. The record is from RefSeq and is a predicted model, not a curated record. Gene Ontology annotation, molecular function: protein binding.
UCCUGUCAAAUUUUACUGGUUAAUUGGGUUGGCUUUCCUUAUUCUUUUUUUAUUGUGUAUACAAAGGCGUGAUUAAUCCCACAGAAUUAUUAAUUUCACUUUAAAGUAAACGCGUAGAAAGUACGAUAACCCAGUGCGGAUAGCGUCAAUCGUGAUGUAAGGGCUCGUCACGAGCAAGGUUCCAUGUCGGAUUCACCAGUAAAGGGCCAGCAGGCCAUGACCGAAUCUACACGACCAUUCUUCUACCCAGACAGCAGUAGUGAUACAGAAGAAUAUAGAAGAGAUAGUGAAGAACGUCGUAAGAGGUUAUCUAAGCGCAACAAUCUGCAGAGCGUUCGUAGAAUGCCUAAUAUGACUUCCAAAAUGCAGUGUCAGAAUCCGAUGCCAUCGACUUCAUCUCAAGAACCAUUGAAAUUUGAUAAGAAAGGUCCGCUUUGUGAUGACAGGAUAACCCUGGUGGUGGAUAACACUAGGUUUGUUGUAGAUCCUGCUCAGUUUACGGCUCAUCCUAAUACUAUGUUGGGACGGAUGUUCAGUUCUGGCAUAGAAUUCACACAUCCUAAUGAGCGUGGGGAGUAUGAAGUAGCUGAAGGUAUAUCUGCUACAGUAUUUCGAGCUAUACUGGAAUAUUAUAGGGGUGGAACUAUAAGAUGCCCUCCCACAGUCUCUGUGCAGGAAUUGAGAGAAGCAUGUGAUUAUCUGCUGAUGCCGUUUGAUGCUAACACAGUUAGAUGCCAGAAUCUUCGUGGUCUACUCCAUGAGCUAUCCAACGAAGGUGCCCGUAGACAGUUCGAGUCAUUCUUGGAACAUCUGAUCCUGCCUCUCAUGGUGGAGUCAGCCCAGCGCGGAGACCGGGAGUGCCAUGUGGUGGUUCUGCUGGAUGAUGACUCUGUGGAAUGGGACGAGGAGUACCCCCCGCAGAUGGGCGACGAGUACAGCCAGACGGUGCUGUCUACACCACUCUAUAGGUUCUUCAAGUAUAUAGAGAAUCGUGAUGUUGCAAAACAAGUUAUGAAAGAAAGAGGCCUUAAGAAGAUUAGACUUGGUGUAGAGGGAUACCCUACUUACAAGGAGAAAGUGCGAAAGCGGCCGGGAGGGAGAGCGGAGGUCAUAUACAAUUACGUCCAGAGACCAUUCAUACACAUGUCCUGGGAGAAGGAAGAGGCUAAAAGCCGUCAUGUGGAUUUCCAAUGUUUUAAGUCCAAAUCUGUAACCAAUUUGGCUGAAGCCACCGCUGAUCCGGUGAUAGAAUUAGAUCCAGCUCGAGCCAGGGAGGAGAUAGAAGUGCCUGACAACCCCGAAGUUCCUGAGGAAGAACAGUGAUUAGUGUCAUGGCCGGUUAGGGUUUUGAUGGCAGCAUUCUGCUGGCUUUGAGGUAAAAAUUUAAAUGGCGUCCAUUUUGGAUGCCAUAUGUGGGUAGUUUAAUCAAAGAAGUAAGAAAUAUCAUGUGGAUGAUUUAAAAAGGUGACUGCUUUCAUUAAUUUGGAAUACUAUUACCAAGGCUAAGAAUAAGCUGAAUUACGAAAGCCAAAUUUAAUUUGAAUAUCAGAAUAAUAUGAAGCAUUGUUGCCAAAUGGACUUGAAGGUGUUGCCAAACUGUGACUGGUUGAAAAAAAAAAAAAGAAAUUAAUGUGAAAGUAUAAUAUUAUUUAUGUAGCUUUUGCACAAUAUUGUAUAGUUUACUGCUGAGGAAGUUUAAGAUACAAUAGUAAAUGCAAAUAAAUAGAUUUGCUUUACUGUCUCUCAUAAAGGCUAUUGAAUUAUUAUACUGCCAGCAACCAAUGAGUAUAGUGAUACUCAUUCAGAUCUAGAAAUAAUAAAAAAAAAUUGGGCUAAUAUCGUUAACCGGAUUUCUACUUUUAUAAUCCAUAAUAUUGUAUUAUAGCCUUUUCUUAACAUAGGUCCUAUUAUAAAUAAUAUCGUUGAUGGGUCCUAUUGUAACUUAAUUUAAGUCGGCCAUUUUGUUUGCUAAUAUACAAAAUGGCGUCUAUUAGAAAUACGAUCUUAUUAUUGAGAAUAAACAUGGUAGAAUUUUGUAAAUUUUUUAUUAUUAUAUUUGUCAUUUUA